AUGCUCAGGACCCUGGGGCUGGCCCUGCUGCCUCUGCUCAGCACCGUGGGCUCCAGCCAGGCCAGCAGUUUCACAGAGAAAGGCCUGUCCUUGCUGAGCUACCAGCUGUGCAACUACAGCGUGACCCAAAAUGUCCAGAAAUUGGAGACCGUCCGCGUGUCCCACGUGACCUACGCGCCCUGCGGCGGAUGGAUCCCCUGGAGGCGGUGUCCCAAGACCAUCUACAGGACGCGGUACCUGGCAGUGGACGCUGCCGAGCCCAGGAACGUCACCGACUGCUGCGAGGGCUUCGAGCAGCUGGGCCUCUACUGCGUUCUGCCCCUGAAUCGGUCUGAGGAGUUUGCAUCAAGACCUGGGGUCUGCCCGAAGGUGGGGCAGGAAGCAUCCACCUCCCCCUGUGCCCUGGACGCCGACUGCCCUGGACUUCAGAAAUGCUGCCCCUUGUCGUGGGGCCAUCGCUGUGUGGCUCCUGCACCCCAAGCCCUAGAGAGCACCUCAACGAGUUCCUGGUACAACGUGACCGUCCUGGUGAAAAUGGACUUCCGGGAACUCCAGCAGGUGGACCCCAGGCUCCUGGAUCACAUGCGGCUUCUGCACUCUAUGGUCACCAGUGCCCUGCAGCCGAUGGACGCUGCUGUCUACCACCUGCACUCGGCCUGUGGGGGCACCUCGACCACAGUAUCAAGGCUGCUGCUGGGCCUGCCGCAGCCGGUACCGGUGGCCAACGUCUCCGCCGUGUUGGACGGCAUCGUGAAGCGCGUCUAUGAAGUGAUCAACAUCCAGGUGCAAGACGUAAAUGAAUGUUUCCACGAGGAACUCAACGCCUGCUCCGAAAGGGAAUUGUGCUUAAACGUGGAGGGCUCAUACCAGUGCGCCCGCCGCCCAGAGUCGGCCACCUCGUCUCCCGAGGCGCUGAACUGCACGUGUGAAGGCAACCCUCCCAUCGGAGACUACAUGAUCCUCAGCGUCACCAGCAGCAGCUUCCAAGUGUCCUGGAGUUUAAAUGCCACCCAGAACCGCACCUUCCAUGUGCAGGUUUACCAGGGUGAGGAGCUGCUCAGGAGCGCCAGGACCCAGGGGACGACCCUGGAGGUGACUGGGCUGGAGGCCGGAGUGCGGUAUGGGGUCAGGACCAGCUACCAGGCAUGCAAGGCCAACAUCACCGCCAUGCUGACCGUCAGAACCGCGGCCCACGUGUUUGAAGUCACCGUGAGGAUCCUGAACCGCACCCUGACUGAGUCGCUGCUGGACGGCGGCAGCCCCGAGUACCGGGACUUUUCCCAACAGCUGCUUCAUGAGGUUGAAAGCGCCUUGCCGCCGGCCGUGUCUGACUUGCACAGGAUGGGGAAGCUGAGGCUGCAGAUCGAGGCGCUCCAGGCCGGAAGCGUGGUCGUGAGGCUCCGAGUGACGGUGUGGGACCCCGACUUCCCAGUGGGGGUCUCCACACUGGCCCCCAUGCUCCCACGGCUGUGGGCGAGCAGAGUGUUCCAGAUAGACCAGACAGGGACGCUGGUGCAAGAUUGGGACGAGUGUGCAGACAGCCUGGAGCACGACUGCUCGCCGGCCGCCCGGUGCAUCAACCUCGAGGGCUCCUACACCUGCCGGUGCCUGACGGCCAGGGACGCCAACCCCUCCCACGCCGGCCGUGCCUGCGCAGGUGACGUGGUGAGCUCCAUGGAAGGUGCCUGGCCACCGGUGACACGGGUAACAGGCCCAGCUCUCAGCUCAGAAACAGCAGCCCUUGGCCUGGGAACCCCCUCCUGGUCACCCAGCCCCGGGCGCCCAUGGGGCACCCCUGCAGCAGGCCAGGCCCAGACCCCAGGGACCCCGCCCCGAAGAGAGGACAGUGGCACAGUCAAGCAGGACGGAAACAGCACAGGGCAAGGCACAGAGGAGAGUGUGCUCGGAAACUCCACUGCAGAGCCGCACACCUGGCCCAUCCCUGCUGCAGGCCCCACAGGCCACACGUGGCACGCCAGCCUCCCCACGGCGGGCACACCGCCGGCACCCCUGGACCCCACGUGGACACAGAACACAGACCCUGGACACUCCAGCACCCUAGACCUGCCUUUGGCCUCCACCCCUGUGUCUCUGAAGCCCCUGGCCUGUGUUCCCGCCCCCAUCGGAAGGGUCACAGUCUCCAACGUGACCAGCACCAGCUUUCACAUGGCAUGGGUGGCAGAUCUCGCCCUGCACCCCACCUUCCAGCUUACCCUGAUGUCCACGCGGAGCCCCGCUGUGCACCUGGAGACCCAGAAUGCGAGUCUGCAGCUGUGGGGCCUGGAGCCCGGCGUCUUGUACCUGGUUGAGAUAGUGGCCAAAGCAUGUGGGAAAGAAAGUGCCGGGACACACCUGAAAGUGAGGACAGCCGCCCAGAAGCUCAGCGGGACAGUCAGAAUAGCGAACGUCAGGUAUUCAGAAUCCUUCCGCAAUGCCAGCAGCAAGGAGUCCCGGGAUUUCCUAGCGCUAUUCUUCAGAAUGGUGCGGGAUUCCUUGUCACCCACCAUGCGUCAGCACCUGGACGCCGGCGGGGUGCGGAUGGAGGUGACCCGCAUCUCCAAUGGCAGCGUCGUCGUGGAGUUCAACCUGCUGAUUGUCGCGGACUUGCAUGUCCAGGAAGUGUCAGCCGCCGUCCUCGCCGCCCUCCAGAACGCCUCCCUGCUGGAGGUGGUCAGCGGCGACGCCUCCAUUUGGGAUUACGACGAGUGUGAGUGGAGGGAGGACGACUGUGAACCGGGCACAUCCUGUCUCAACACCCUCGGGUCUUUUACGUGCAGCUGCAUGGGUGGCACCUCCGACGCCCUUGUAGAAUAUUCUGGAAGACCCUGUGAAGGCAACUCUUCUGGCAACACAACCCAGGCCCCUGACUCUUCUCUGGCCCCCCACCGAGAGCAGCCCCCAACUGCAGCAGAAACGGGGGCUGCCUCCGUGCAAGGGGACAGCCUGGCCCCCCAGGGCCUGCCCCAGAGGUUGAACCUGACUGGCGCGGUCAGGGUGCUCUGUGAGAUCGAGAAGGUGGCCAUCGCCAUCGAGAGGCGCUUCCUGAGGCAGGAGUCCAUCCCCGAGUCUUCCCUGUACCUGGGACACCCGUCCUGCAACGUGAGUGACAGCAACAGCACCCACGUGUUCCUGGUGGCUGGAUGGAGCGAGUGCGGAACCCUCGUGCAAAGCAACGGGACGAACACGGUGGUGAGGACCACGCUGAGGAACGACCUGUCCCCUGAGGGCAUCAUCCACCACCUGAAGAUCCUGAGCCCCAUCCACUGUGCCUUCCAGAACGACCUGCUGACGUCCUCGGGCUACACCCCGGAGUGGGGGGUUUACACCAUCAUCGAGGACCUCCAUGGCGCUGGCAAUUUUGUCACAGAAAUGCAGUUAUUUAUUGGAGACUCCCCUAUACCGCAAAAUUACAGCGUGUCUGCCAGCGAUGACGUCAAGAUCGAAGUGGGGCUUUAUAAACAGAAAAGCAACCUCAAGGUGGUCCUGACCGAGUGCUGGGCCACGCCGUCCAGCAACGCCCGGGACCCCGUCAUGUUCGGUUUCAUUAACAACAGCUGCCCCAUCCCCAACACACAUACCAACGUGAUUGAGAACGGGGACUCCAACAAGGCCCAGUUUAAGCUGAAGAUCUUUUCCUUCAUCAACAACUCCAUAGUGUAUCUGCACUGCAAACUUCGCAUCUGCAUGGAGACCCCCGGAACCACAUGCAAAAUCAAUUGCAAUGACUUUCGGUCGCUGAGAAGUGGUGAUCCAUCUGAAACACACCAGAUGUCCUGGGGACCCCUCAUUCGGUCUGACGGGGAGCCUCCGAGCAGGAAGCCAGGCCUGAGACCCAGCUACGUCGUCCUCAUUGUGGUCGCCGUCUUUGCCGCGGUGACCGGGGCAGCUGCCGUUCUCAUUGUGCGCUACCAAAGAGUGACCGGAAAGUACACCUUUAAGACCCAGCCAGACAACUUCGGCUACCAGGUGUUUCAUGACUAG
Messenger RNA from Pteronotus mesoamericanus, 3981 nucleotides. It is a transcript of the gene UMODL1, whose product is annotated as uromodulin like 1. The transcript is spliced from 22 exons. Gene Ontology annotation, molecular function: peptidase inhibitor activity; calcium ion binding; protein binding. NCBI's taxonomy places the organism in Eukaryota, Metazoa, Chordata, Mammalia, Chiroptera, Mormoopidae. Bases 1 to 3981 code for a protein of 1326 amino acids. Gene Ontology annotation, cellular component: cell surface; extracellular region. The record is from RefSeq and is a predicted model, not a curated record.